Eublepharis macularius is the source of this 3386-nucleotide messenger RNA. It is a transcript of the gene GPLD1, whose product is annotated as glycosylphosphatidylinositol specific phospholipase D1. The record is from RefSeq and is a predicted model, not a curated record. NCBI's taxonomy places the organism in Eukaryota, Metazoa, Chordata, Lepidosauria, Squamata, Eublepharidae. The transcript has 25 exons. Gene Ontology annotation, molecular function: GPI anchor phospholipase D activity. Gene Ontology annotation, cellular component: extracellular region; extracellular matrix. The coding region runs from base 375 to 2894 and encodes 839 amino acids.
GACCUAAACCUUUGAACGAGCUAGGCCGGAGGACCCGGCGUUAUAGUUGGGGAGUGCAAAGAGCUCGAGGUGCGGUUAUCCUAGGUCACGUGCAACACACGGCUUAUCAUGUCUACUCGAAAGCAUGAUGUCACAGAUUUCAGUGGAAUACAAAAAUCAUAUAAUUUUCUUUUAUCCUGAUUUUUGGUGCAAAACAAGAAGAUAAAAAUUAAAUAACUGGUAAACUGUAAUUUCAAAUGCAGAGAGAGCUUUAACAUCGGUGCCAGUGACAAUAUUUAAUUAAGAAAUGCCCUGUGGCCUGUAUUUCAAAGGUUGCAGUCCUCCUAUUGAAAGUCUUUGGAAAACCAUGUUUUAUAUACCAGACCAUCAGCAACAUGGAGUCUUUAAAAUUGUGGUCUGUUCUGCUCCCUGUUUUUUGCACUUUUUGCCAAAGAGCUACAUCAUGUGGCUUAUCAACACAUCUUGAAAUAGCUCACAGAGCUCUGGAAUUUUUCAGCGCACAAAAGGGAAAUGUUGACUACCGGAAGUUGUUACUAACCCACCAGGAUGCUUAUCAGGCUGGGAGUGUUUAUCCUGAUGCAUUUUAUUCUGGUAUCUGCAAACAUGGGUUAUUUCAUCAAGUAUCAGAAGACACGCAUUGGGCACCUUUUCUCAGUGCCAGCAUCCACUACAUCAGAAAGAACUAUCAGCAGCCUUGGGAAGAGGCUGCAGAGAAACUGGUGGCUUUCCUUUUUGGAAUCGCUUCUCAUAUGGUGGCAGACGUGAGCUGGCAUAGUUUGGGAAUUGAGCAAGGAUUUCUACAUGCCAUGGCAGCAAUUGAUUUUCAUGGCUCCUAUCCAGAAGCUCAUAGUGCUGGUGAUUUUGGAGGAGAUGUGCUGAGCCAAUUUGAGUUUGAUUUUAAUUAUUUGAAUCCAAGUUGGUAUGUACCUGUCAAAGAUCUACUGUCAAUCUAUGAGGAAUUUUAUGGCCAAAAAAUCAUAACUGAAGACACUAUUAUUGAAUGUACAUAUCUACAAUUUCUUCAAAUGUAUGGAGAAAUGUUCAGUGUUGCCAAGCUUUACCCUGUCUAUGCCAGUAAGUCUCCAUUUUUGGUGAACAAAUUCCAGGAGUAUUUUGUUGGUGGUGUGGAUGAUAUGGCAUUCUCAUCAAAUAACAUUUUUGAGUUAACAAGUCAAAUGUUGACAAAUGGGACCAGUUGCUGCUUUAUUCCUGAGAAUCCAUUGUAUAUACGCUGCAAACAUGAACCCGGAAAUACUAUAAUGAUCAAACGGUUGAGAACUGAGCAUCACCGAAACAUAGCUUCUUCAAGGGUAAAAUCAGCUGAAAGGAAUAUCAGCUAUACAGGGAGAGGAGUUUAUUUUGACAUUCCCCCUUUGAUCAUGAAUUACCUUCAAAUCAGAAAUAGCACCUUUACAAAAAAUGUCAGGGAAGUGUUUGCUGUCACACAGCGGCAGUCUUCUAAGUACAUCACCGAGCCCAGUGCUUCCUAUUUUCUGACAACUCCAUAUGCUAGACUUGGAUGGGCAAUGACUUCUGCUGACUUAAACCAGGAUGGAUACGAUGAUCUAGUAGUUGGAGCACCUGGAUACAGUAAAGCAGGACACAUUCAAAUAGGACGUGUAUAUAUUGUUUAUAGUAAUAAUUCAGGUUUGCCUCAUGCAGACUUGAACUUGGAUCAGGAAGCAAAUGAAAUACUGGAGGGAACCAAGCCUUCAGGAAGAUUUGGUUCUGCUGUAGCAGUUCUAGACUUCAAUGAGGAUGGUGUAAUGGAUCUUGCAGUGGGAGCUCCAUCUGUUGGAUCUCAGGACCUUACUUACAAGGGUUCUGUGUAUGUAUUUUUUGGAUCCAAAGGAAGAAACGGUUUUGACAACCUACCAAAUAUUACCAUUGUUUGCCAAGAAAUACACUGCAACCUUGGCUGGUCAUUGCUGGCAGCUGAUAUUGAUGAAGAUGGAAAUAAUGACCUCCUGGUUGGCUCUCCUUAUGCACCUGGUGAUGGGAAACAAAGAGGAUUUGUGGCCGGAUUUUAUUCAUUUUUCAACAGAAGCAACCAAGGUCUGCUUUCUGUAUCGGAUGCUGACUGGAUGGUGAAAGGAGAAAGAGAUUACGGCUGGUUCGGAUCCUCACUCAACAGCAUCCAGCUUCAGAAUAUGACCUUGUUGCUAAUUGGCAGUCCUACCUGGAAAAGCUGCAAUGGUCUAGGUUGCUAUCUCUCACCGGAUAUGAAGCAGGUUGUCGGAAGGGUGUAUGGCUAUAUCUUACCAUGCACGCAAAGCAGAUUUACUUUAAGUGGAGAUAAGGAAAUGGGGAGACUGGGUUCAUCCUUGGCAACCGGUUUCCUUUCUGUCAAAGGAAUCUCCAGGCAUGUGUUGGUAAUUGGCGCGCCAACACAAGACAGCACGUCUAAAUUUGCAUUUAUAACCUCAGUGCUACGCCAAGCAGGAACUGCACUGAUAUAUGACUUCACAGACAGUACCAGGCCACUUUUACUCAGCAGAUUCACUGGGGACAAGAGAUUCUCACGCUUUGGAGAAGAUGUACACCUCAGGGACCUGGAUGGUGAUGGAUUUGAUGAAAUCAUUGUAACGUCACCUCUUCGAACAGAAGACCUCAUGGCUGGAAUGUUUGAAAGACAUGCUGAGCGUGUUUAUAUAUAUAGUGGAAACCAGACAACUUUGGGUAAUGUGACAGACCAUUGCCAAUCAUGGACCUCCCCUUGUCCUGAAGACUGGGCAAAAUAUGUGUUAAUUUCACCUGAGGAAAGAUCAAGAUUUGGGAGUGCUGUGAUUACAAUAAAAUCUGGACAAAAGGUAACAAAACAAGCUCAGUUAGAAGCUGGGAUACUCUGUACUUUCUAUAACAAUUCUCAAUUGGUUUCAGUAGGCAUUGUGUGAUACUGAAGAAAACUAUCACAGCUGGAAGAAAGGUGGUUUGUUGCCAAUUUUGCAGGCAGGCAGAUCAGUCCUUUCCUCAUCAUUCCUUUGAGUUCAGUAAUAUAAAAAGGAUGAUGUGACACUUUGCAAGUUUUCCUGCCCUAAUUACAUUUAACUGGCUACUGCUUGCAGCACAGGGAAACACAACACAUGCAUUGUGUGUUAAUAAAUGCUGUAUAGGACAGAGCGGAGAUAAAUCAACAGUGACCACAGGCCACAUUUAUCUCAGCUCAGAUACAACCCCACCUUUUUCAGGGGUCUAAAUUUUGUCCCUAUGGCAUCCUUGAAAAUAUGUUGUCAUUUUUUCCGUUUAAUGCUUGCAUACCAUGGUGAUUCAGAAGCAACAAAUUCCUCUACCUUGGCAAAUGAAAGCCUGUAAAUAAUCUUAAAUGUAACAAUAUAUUUUUCCUUGGAUGGAAAGGAACUCUACAAUAUUUAUUAGCUGAUUUUUCU